GCGGUGGAGUCGGCUUCUUCUGAGAGCUGUAGGAUUAUGUAUCCAAGUGCUGAAUUUAUAUUUCCCACUAGGAAAAGACUGAAACUCAGAUGCUUCAGAAGUUUGCUGUGUGCUUACCACGGGUUCUGCCAGCCAUCUCAAGAGGGGACCCACCUAUUCUUUCAUUAAUUGAGCAAAACAUUAUCUUGAAAUAAUUAUUCCUCUCCACAUGGCCUUCCUACUCGUGUCAGCUUAUCUCCUGCUGACUCAUGCUCGGGGUGCUCCUGUGGAGAAUGGGACACUGUUGGAAACACUGAAGUCACAGGUGGGAUUAUUCAGCAAUAAAAGUGAGCACUAUUCAGCACAGGUGAGACCUCCUGGCACGAGCAGACAAAUACCUCAGACAAUCAUCAUAGGAGUUCGUAAAGGAGGGACCAGGGCUUUGCUGGAGAUGUUGGAUAUUCACCCUAACAUUGUGGUGGCUGCUACAGAAGUCCACUUCUUUGACUGGGAUGAAAAUUAUGUGAAAGGAAUAGACUGGUAUAGAAAUCUGAUGCCAUUUUCUUAUGGAAAUCAAAUUACAAUUGAGAAAACACCAGGCUAUUUUACAUCACCACAGGCUCCAGGAAGAAUUCAUGACAUGAAUAGCUCCAUUAAACUGCUGCUCAUUCUAAGAGAUCCCACUGAGAGAGUUAUAUCUGACUAUACCCAAGUGUAUUACAACAGAGUAGAAAGUCACAAGCCUGUUCAACUCUUUGAAGAUAUUGUUAUUAAGAAUGGAGUGCUUAAUACCAAAUACAAAGCUAUUCAGAGAAGUCUAUAUGAUGUCCACAUGGAAAAGUGGCUUAAGCAUUUCAGUUUGGAUCAGAUUCACAUAGUGGAUGGCAAUACUUUGAUCAAGGACCCUCUUCCUGAAUUACAAAAAGUUGAAAGAUUUCUAAAUCUUCCUUCCCGAAUUAUGUCUUCUAAUUUUUAUUUUAACCAAACCAAGGGAUUCUACUGCAUCAGAAGUGAUGGGAGGGAGAGAUGUUUACAUGAAUCCAAAGGGCGUCCCCAUCCUCUUGUUAACAGCACUGUUUUAGAGCAACUGUAUUCUUACUUCAGAGAGCACAAUGCAAAAUUUUACAGGAUGGUUAAUCAUUCCUUUGACUGGCAUUAACACAUUUGGAGUCAGUGCUUCUUAAAAAAGCCCUGAGACAAACUUUCAGUCAUAUCUUUCUAAACUGUAGACUCCUAUUAUGAGAAUUAACAUACUGGUUAUAUGUUU
Molecule: messenger RNA, 1246 nt
Organism: Ficedula albicollis (Collared flycatcher)
Lineage: Eukaryota; Metazoa; Chordata; Aves; Passeriformes; Muscicapidae
Product: heparan sulfate glucosamine 3-O-sulfotransferase 1-like
Exons: 2
Coding region: 209-1138 (309 amino acids)
Molecular function (GO): [heparan sulfate]-glucosamine 3-sulfotransferase activity
Source: RefSeq, a predicted model, not a curated record